UCUUUAUUCUUGUUACUCGUUCAAGAUUGGUAUGGUGGUGUAGUUGCACUCUGUACUCUGUAGGAGACACAUACCAACCCUACACCCUAUGUGAUUUUCGGGACUAACACAGUACACGUGCACAGGACUCCAGUUCUAGGACGAUGACUCCAUUGAUCUGGUUGAUACUAGAUUGGCUGGUGACUGGUAUUCUGUUCGCUGUCACCGUAGUCCUGGCAAGGAUAAACCUGAGCAUCCAGAGGAAGAGAGAGAUCCUGGGUGAACUGCCAUGCUAUAAGGGAUAUCUGCCUCUGAUAGGACAUGCACACCUAGCAUUCAAUCUCACGUACCCUGGUUUUAUAGAUAUGCUGAUAAAGUCUCGGUCCGAGAACAAGGGUUCUGUUCAAAUCUGGGCAGGACCAAAGCUGUCUGGCUACAUCUCUAACCCCGCGGAUAUUCAGAAAGUCCUGAACCGAAAAGAUGCUCUCAACAAAGGAGACCUGUUCAACUUUUACCAGGCUCAUAGUGUGGGGCUUCUCUCCAAUACAACCCCGAGAUGGUACAAGAUGAGACGACUGGCCAGCACCCCUCUGACAAAUCUACAGAUGAUUGACAGUCUCCAGCCUGUCUUCCAGCAGCAGGCUGGAGUCCUGCUGCAGAUCCUGUCUACUGUGGAAGGUGGACACAGUUUCACGGAUAUCUACCCUUAUCUGUCUCGGUGUUGUCAAGACAUAACAUACGAAUCACAUUUUGGUGUAAAACUUGGCAUUCAGCGCAAUUUAGAACUAUGUGCUCAAGAGUCUGUUGCACAAUCCAUUGCCCUCAUAAACGAACGCAUGAUGAAAGUGUGGUUGUAUCCGGAUUUCAUCUACUUCAGAACUGACAAAGGAAAAAUGUUGAGUAAACACGUCAACCACAAUCAGAGUGUAGCUAGAAAGAUAAUAUCUGAAAGGCGAAAGAUAUUGCAGUGUGGGAAACACAAUGAGGAAGAAACUGAGUUUGAUAAGAAGACAAAAAAAUUGCUGGACGUUUACUUUCAACAUGGACUCAGCGAUGAAGAAAUUGUGCACGAAAUUAUGGAUAUAAUGCUUGCAGGAUUCGAGACAAUGUCACUGACGCAGAGUUGGGUACUGCUGCUGCUGUCAAUGUUCCCUAUACAUCAAGAAAAGGUCCGCAAUGAACUAGAUCAGGUGUUAGGUGACUCUGAAGAUAUCAGCCUGGCAGACCUGCAACGUUGCCAAUAUCUGGACAUGGUCACCAAGGAAGCUCUAAGAUUGUUCGGUUUACCUGUUGUCAUUAGGCGGUUAGGAAGUGAUGUUUCUCUUGAAAUAAAAAAUUACACGCUCCCGGCCGAGGCAGAGAUCAUUAUAGCGAUGUGCUUGGUACACCGAGACGCCCGCUACUGGGACCACCCGGACCAGUUCUAUCCCGACCACUUCCUCCCAGAGAAGGUUGCUGGGAGGCCGAAGUAUGCUUUCCUUCCAUUUGGUGGAGGUCCUAGGAAGUGCCCAGCUUAUGCAUACGGUCUGGUGGUGGUCAAGUUCAUUGUGGCAACUUUACUACGAAAGUACACAUUCACAACUAAACAAGACUUCAACAAUUUACCUCUCGAUUUGUUCUUCAUGUACAAGCCUACUGAUGGUUUUCUGCUCAACUUUCAACCUAGAGAGUUUUUAAUUUGAUUAAUGUUUCAUAUUUACUUUUAAUACGUUUUCUUUCAAAAUUAUAUACAAUAUAUUGGCAUAAACGUAACGACGUUCCAAUAUGAAGUUAAGUAGAAAUUAAAAAUAAAUGCCUUUAUUGUCACUGCAAAUAUUUUUACUUAAGCAAACAAUGACAAAAUUUACUGAAAACAUGUUAUGUUCACUUUUUAGAAAAAAAUUAAAUAGUUUAUGAA
Homalodisca vitripennis (glassy-winged sharpshooter) is the source of this 1876-nucleotide messenger RNA. Its product is annotated as cytochrome P450 4c3-like. Bases 144 to 1661 code for a protein of 505 amino acids. The transcript is spliced from 12 exons. Gene Ontology annotation, molecular function: monooxygenase activity; iron ion binding; heme binding. NCBI's taxonomy places the organism in Eukaryota, Metazoa, Arthropoda, Insecta, Hemiptera, Cicadellidae. The record is from RefSeq and is a predicted model, not a curated record.